AUGAUGGAGUUCUUUGACUUCGAUGAGGCUGCAUCCGGCUCUUACGUGCGGGACGACGAUGUCGCCUCUGAUCUUAUUGAGAUAGACGAGAAUGAUGCUAUCGCGAGUUACCAGACUCUUUUACAAGAUUGUGCCUUGGAAGAUCCCAGCGCUCAUUCGGGCCAAGUCGCCGGCGAGGGUGUCAUGGCUCAUACACCUGACCCGGAGGGAGUUUAUCCCAUGUUUCGCGCCAAAGACCCAUGCGAUUUCUGCAGGAACAUGGGCCUAGACUGCUUCAUGGCGAAGCGAGGAGUGAUGCAAAAGAUCGGCUGUACUUGCUGCAUCUCGCUUUACCGCGAAUGUAGCUUCACCCACACAGUGCCCGCUGGCAAAUUCUUGGACACAUUACAUCCAAUCUCUGAGAAUAUCGAUAUUCCCACCGGUGGCCUGACUGGAAAAAAGGCGCUCAAAUCCCUUUCCGGCAUCACAGAAGACAUCGACAACCGCGCGAGAAAGAACAGCUCUCGGCUUUCCCGAGAGGCAGUACGGAUUCUCAAGACAUGGCUCAAUGAACAUAGCGACCAUCCAUAUCCUACCGAGGAUGAAAAGGAGGAAUUGAAGUUGCGCACAGGGUUAAGGCGCACUCAGAUCACCAAUUGGCUUGCCAAUGCUAGACGGCGUGGUAAAGUACGCUCUGCUGUGCCUGGCGCGGUUGAUAUCCCUAGGCAGCCACAAGCCGAUCCCACGCUCAUGACGCCUCUGGAGCGAUGGAAGCACUCCCCCCCUGAAAACGAACCGGCUGCCAUGUCCAACAUUUUGCGGGCUUUAGAGGACACGUCCCUUGAAGUGCGUCAUGGAUCCCAGUCUGGUCACGUGCGCUCCCAUUCUCGGAGAACUGGGUCUAGCAAUGACUCAAGCCAUGCCAACUCGAAUGUUUUUGAUGCUUCUUCCCUACACAGCAGCCAUGAAGCCAGUCACUCAGCUACUCGCUCCUCUGUGUCUGACCUCUCCUUUGCCUCUGCCUUUUCUCAUCGCUCCUCUCGCGGGUCUCUCGGCUCUAUGGACCGUAAAGAACGACGUCGCCGCCGCAAGCCUUCAACACCUGCAAACACAUUCGCUCUUCACAAAGCCAAGAGCGCGAGGAUAUAUCAAUGCACUUUCUGCGCCGAUACCUUUCAAACCAAGUAUGACUGGCAGCGUCAUGAAAAGUCACUGCACUUGGCCCUUGAGAAGUGGACCUGUGCACCCCAUGGAGGUGUGGCCUUUUUAAAUGGUGCCAAUCGUUGUGUAUUCUGUAUGGCCGUCGAUCCAGACGAUGACCAUCUUGAGGCACACAAUUAUAGCGCCUGUGCAGAAAAGAGUGUCGCUGAGCGGACCUUUUAUCGGAAAGACCAUCUUAACCAGCAUCUCAGGUUGAUGCAUAAUGUGCGGUUCGAUCCAUCAAUGGAUAAAUGGCGGAGUCACACCACAGAAAUCAUAUCUCGAUGUGGUUUCUGUGGAGUCACCUUGACCACGUGGAAAGGGCGAGCUGACCACCUCGCUACUCACUUCAAAAAUGGUGCUGACAUGGCCCAAUGGCAAGGUGACUGGGGUUUCGAACCUGUUGUGCAGAGCCUCGUCGAGAACGCAAUGCCUCCUUACCUUAUUGGGCAUGAGCGCGAAACUCUUAAUCCGUACAAGCUCUCCCAGCGUAACGUCGCGGCACCCGGCCUGUCGGUUCCAGAAGAUGCCAAUUGUUUUGACCGUCUCAGGCGAGAACUUCUCGCGUUUGUACGAGAGCAUAUGGCGAAUGGUUCCAUUCCCACAGAUCAGAUGAUUCAAGAUCAAGGUCGACGAACGAUAUACGGCUCCGAUGAUCCCUGGAAUCAAACUUGCGCCGACAACCCUACCUGGCUCAGUGUUCUUAAGCGCGAGGCGGGGCUUGAGCUUGAACCAGGGUCGGAGCACAUCCAGUUUGCCAACCUAGGCAUGCGACCACCUUAUGCGUCUCAGGAAGGAUUGCGGCAACCACCAGUGUGUCUUCGCCAGUCGUGCCCGGGCUCAGGAUAUACUGGCUCCGGCUUCCAGAGCCCAGCCAUUCCUGGUACCGGCCAAUCGUCCGCUGCUCCAAGCGGCCCUGGAAGCUUAGCUGGUAGCUAUGCGGGCAGUGCGGGGCAGUUCACAGCUGCUCGACACUCACACGCUGGCUUGUCGACCGACUGGGGUAGUAGUGUGUCUGCUGGGGUAUCGUCAUUCUCUACUCCUUUAAGCACAUCUGUCGACCCGUUUGUGCAAAUGGGCUUUGACCCGGAGUUCCUGCAACAGCUCAGUGAUCGGUACGAUGAGCAACUACCCAUGGAGGGCUUGCAAGACCUGAGCUAUGGAGUUGACGAUGGAACUGGAGGAGGUUUCGACACGAGCAACAUUGGUGAUCCUAUGGAUAUGUCGGGAGUCGUCACUAGUGCCGCGACGGCCCCGAUUCCCAUCCCUACGUCGAAGCAACUCGAGGUUCCGAUGCCUGAUGCUCUCCAUCGGCCAGAUAUUCGAUCUCAAGGCGGCACUGAUGGACCCUGA
This is a messenger RNA of Aspergillus calidoustus, 2532 nucleotides long. Lineage: Eukaryota; Fungi; Ascomycota; Eurotiomycetes; Eurotiales; Aspergillaceae. The record is from the annotation of a GenBank genome assembly.